Molecule: messenger RNA, 4800 nt
Organism: Peniophora sp. CBMAI 1063
Lineage: Eukaryota; Fungi; Basidiomycota; Agaricomycetes; Russulales; Peniophoraceae
Source: the annotation of a GenBank genome assembly
AUGAGCAGCGACGAGGAGGACUUCAACAUGGAGGUCUCGGGCGAAGAGUCUGACUUUGCGCCCGCGGCGAAGAAGGCACCCGCCAAGAAGGCACCGGCGAAGAAGGCGGUAGCGAAGGAGCCUGCGGCCAAGAAGGCGCCCGCGAAGAAGGCCGCGGCAAAGGGGAAGGGCAAGGAGAAGGAAGUGGAGAAGGAGAACGACGGCGCCGACUCUGACAUCGAGGACAGCGACGCGCCCGCGCCCCGACCGACGGAGAGCAGGAAGAACAAGUCCGCGUCCGAGACGUACAAGAUGGUCUCCCAGAUCGAACAUAUCCUCAUCCGGCCGGACUCGUAUAUCGGCUCCGUGGAGGAACACACGCAGAACUUGUGGACGUGGGAUAGCGAGAAUAAGAGGAUGGUGCAGAGGGACGUCACUUUCGUGCCCGGUUUCUUCAAGAUUGUGGACGAGAUUUUGGUCAACGCCGCUGAUCACAAGAUCGUCGACCAGAACAUGAACGCGCUCAAAGUCACCAUCGACACCGAAGAAGGCGAGAUCAGUGUAUACAACAACGGCAAAGGUAUCCCUGUCGAGAUCCACAGCGAACAGAAGAUCUGGAUCCCGGAGAUGAUCUUCGGUCACUUGUUGUCGUCUUCGAACUACGAUGACGACGAGAAGAAGCUCACGGGUGGAAGGAACGGUUAUGGUGCCAAGUUGACCAACAUCUACUCGAAGAAGUUUACGGUCGAGACGGCGAAUAAGGAGUCGGGAAAGAAGUAUAAGCAGACUUGGACUGGGAACAUGGGUACCAAGGGCAAGGCGAGCAUCACGGACAACAAGAAAGACGAAGAGUAUACACGCGUCACCUUCACGCCCGACCUCGCCCGCUUCGGAAUGGAGACCAUCGACGACGACAUCGUCUCCUUGCUCAAGAAACGCGUCUACGAUUUGGCCGGUACGACCAAGGGCGUAACCGUCACGCUCAACGGCGAACGUUUGAAGACGAAAGGCUUUAAGCAAUACGUCGACCUCUUCCUCAACUCCCAGAUGGCCGCCGCAGCCGACGCAUCGGGCGGCGCGGCGCAGGUCAAGCCUACGGUCAUCUACGAGGCGAGCAAGGACGGUCGAUGGGAGAUAGCCUUCUGCGUCUCAGACGGCUCCUUCCAACACGUCUCCUUCGCCAACUCCAUCUCGACCUCCAAAGGCGGCACACACGUCAACGCGGUGGCGGACCAGCUCGCGAAGAUGUUAGGCGAGCAUAUCAACAAGAAGAAUAAGGCCGCGAGCGUCAAGCCGGCGAAGAUCAAGGACCACAUGUGGCUGUUCGUCAACGCGCUGAUCGAGAACCCGACGUUCGACAGUCAGACGAAGGAGCAGCUUACGCUGCCGGCUGCCAAGUUCGGCAGUCGGCCGAAGCUCAGCGAGGACUUUUUGAAGAAGGUCCUGAAGAGCAACAUCGUCGACAACAUCCUCAACUGGGCCAAGUUCAAAGCGGACCAACAGCUCAAGAAGAACGACGGCACCAAACGCACACGUCUCACGGGUCUCCCCAAGCUCGCGGACGCGAACAACGCCGGGACGCGCUCGGCCAAGGACUGCACGCUUAUCCUCACGGAGGGAGAUUCCGCCAAGGCGCUCGCUGUGGCCGGACUUGGAGUCGUCGGGCGCGAUAACUUUGGCGUGUUCCCGCUGCGUGGGAAGAUGCUCAACGUUCGGGAGGCGAAGCACGACCAGAUCAUGAAGAACGAGGAGAUCCAGAAUAUCAAGAAGAUUAUGGGGUUGCAGCAUGGGAAGGAUUAUAAUGCGCAGAGCAUCACGUCGUUGCGCUAUGGGAGUUUGAUGAUUAUGACUGAUCAGGAUCACGACGGCAGUCACAUCAAGGGUCUCCUCAUCAACUUCCUCGACCACUUCUACCCGUCGCUCCUCAAGAUCCCGGGCUUCCUCGUCGAGUUCGUUACGCCCAUUGUGCGCGUGACGAAGGGCAACCAGCGCCGAGAUUUCUUCACGAUCCCGGAGUAUGAGCAGUGGCUUGAGGCGACCCCCGAUGCGCACCGGUGGACGAGCAAGUACUACAAGGGUCUCGGCACGAGCAAAGACGAGGACGCGCGCGACUACUUUAGCCACAUGGAGAAGCACAUGAUCCCCUUCGCGCCGACCGAGGACGGCGACAAGGAGCUGAUCGAGCUCGCGUUCAGCAAGAAGAAGGCGGACGAGCGCAAGGAGUGGCUCAAGCAGUUCAGGCCGGGGACGUUCCUCAACCACGACACGGACCAGAUCUCGUACAACGACUUUAUCAACAAGGAGCUGAUCCUGUUCUCGAUGGCGGAUAACGUGCGCUCGAUUCCGAGCGUGGUGGACGGGUUGAAGCCGGGCCAGAGGAAGGUUAUCUGGGGUUGUUUUAAGCGCAAUUUGAAGAAGGAGAUCAAGGUCGCACAACUCGUCGGUUACAUCUCUGAGCACGCGGCGUACCACCACGGCGAGCAGUCGCUGACAAUGACGAUCGUCAACCUCGCCCAGGACUACGUCGGCGCGAACAACAUCAACCUGCUCCUCCCGAACGGUCAGUACGGUACGCGCGACCAAGGCGGAAAGGACCACGCCAGCGCCCGUUACAUCUUCACCGACGUCUCGCCCAUCACGCGCACGAUCUUCCACCCCGCGGACGACCCGCUGCUCACGUACCUCAAGGACGACAACGACCCCAUCGAGCCGGAGUGGUACAUGCCCGUCAUCCCCAUGGUGCUCGUCAACGGCGCCGAGGGCAUCGGCACAGGCUGGAGCACGAACGUCCCGAACUACAACCCCGUCGACAUCGUCGCGAACUUGCGCAGGCUGAUGGCGGGCGAGGAGACGCUGCCGAUGGACCCGUGGUGGCGCGGGUACAAAGGCGCGAUCCGGCGGACCGGCGACAACAAGUACGACGUCGCCGGCAUCGCGCGCCGGGUCGACGACACGACUGUCGAGAUCACCGAGCUGCCCAUACAUAAGUGGACACAGUCGUACAAGGCCGAGCUGGAGGCUAUGAUCGGCGACAAGGGCGAGAGCGGGAUCAAGGACUAUAAGGAGCACCACGACAACCAGAACGUGCAUUUCGUCGUCAAUGCGAGCAAGGCGGAGCUGGAUAAGGCGGAGGAGCAGGGCCUGCUGGAGUACUUCAAGUUGACGGGGAAGGUCAAUACGACGAACAUGAUCUGCUUUGAUUUCGAUGGCAAGAUUCGGCGGUAUGCGUCGCCGAACGAGAUCAUCGAGGAGUUUUAUCCGAAGAGGUUGGCGUACUAUCAGAAGCGCAAGGACUUCCUGGCGAACGAGCUGCAGAACCAGUUCGAGAAGCUCUCCAACCAAGCGCGCUUCGUGCAGAUGAUCGUCAACAAGGAGCUCACCGUCUCGAACAAGAAGAAGGUCGACAUCGUCGCCGAGCUGCGCAAGCUCUCGUUCCGUCCCUUCCCGAAGAUCUCCAAGGCGAAGGCCGCUGGCGAGCUUGAGGAGGUCGUCCAGGCGGAGGACGAGGAGGCGGCUACCGGCGCGAGCUCGGACUACGAUUACUUGCUUGGCAUGGCCAUCUGGAGUCUGACGCGCGAGAAGAUCGAUAGGCUGUUGCAGCAGGCGGCGGACAAGGAGGCGGAGCUUAUGGCGCUGCUCGAGCUCUCGCCCAUCCAGAUCUGGAACACGGAUCUCGACGAGUUCUUGUCGCGUUGGUCGCAACUCUGCAUUGACUGGGAGGAGAAGGGCGGCAAGGACGCGAACGGCAAGAAGGUCAAGCGCAAGCAGGCCAAGCUUCGCACGCGCAAGUCGCUCUCCGGCCCCGGCAAGCGCAAAGCCGGCGGCUCGGACGACGACGACGACUUUUUCAUGCCCACUGCGAAGAACGCCGCGAAGAAGCCUGCUGCACCUCGCUCGCGCGCGAAGCCCGCCGUGGCGAAGCCUACUGCCUCCGGUUCCAGCGUCACGCUCGACGGCAAUACCAAGAAGGAAGAGCCCGACAGUGACGUCGAGACUGUUCCUCGACCGCUCAAGGCGCCGACGCGCAAGCCGAAGCCGUAUGUUGAUAGCGACGAUGAAGACACGAAGCCUGCGAAGAAGCCGCCCGCGAAGAAAGCCAAGAUCGAGUCUGACGACGAGUUUGACGAGUCGCCCGCCGUGAAGAAGAAAGCGCCGCCGAAGAAGAAGGCCAAGGUCGAGGACGACUCGGACAUCGAGAUGGUCAGCGACGUGCCGCCUCCUGCGAAGAAGGCGCCUGCGCGCAAGGCCGCGACGAAGAAGGCCGCCGAGCCCGUCGAGAUCGACUCGGACGACUUCAGCAGUGCGCCGCCGGUCAAGAAAGCGCCUGCUAAGAAGAAGGCCAAGGCCGACUCGGACGCAUCGGAGGAUGAGUUCGACGAGCCGCCUAAGAAGAAGGCGCCUGCGCGCAAGGCACCCGCGAAGGCGAAGGUGGACGACUCUGACGACUCGACGGCCGAGCUCAUUGCAAACGCUAUGGCUAAGGGCAAGGGCAAAGCGUUGACGAAGAGGAAAUCACCCGACGGCGAGGAGGACAGCGAGCCGGCUUCAGGCAAGCCAGCGAAGAAGGCGAAGCAGGCCUCUGUCACCGACUUCUUCGGCGCGGGCGCGGCGCCGAAGCCUACCGCAACCGCACGGAAGGCGUCGGGUGCUACGAAGCCGCCGAGUAAGCGCCCUGCGGCGAAGAAGAAGUUGGACAGCGAUGAUGAGGAUGGCAUUGGCGGAGACUCGCCUGCACCGGCGCCCCGUGCUGCUGCGCCGAGACGCGCUGCUGCUUCGAAAACGGCUGCGUAUGUUGAUAUCUCUGAUGAUGACGAUGAUUGA